AUGAUUGCUUUGGAGCAACUGAUGAUUGCUUUGGAGCAACUGAUGAUUGCUUUGGAGCAACUGAUGAUUGCUUUGGAGCAACUGAUGAUUGCUUUGGAGCAACUGAUGAUUCAACUGAUGAUUGCUUUGGAGCAACUGAUGAUUGCUUCGGAGCAACUGAUUAUUGCUUCGGAGCAACUGAUGAUUGCUUUGGAGCAACUGAUGAUUGCUUUGGAGCAACUGAUGAUUGCUUUGGAGCAACUGAUGAUUGCUUUGGAGCAACUGAUGAUUGCUUUGGAGCAACUGAUGAUUGCUUCAGAGCAACUGAUGAUUGCUUGCAACUGA
Molecule: messenger RNA, 324 nt
Organism: Macrobrachium nipponense
Lineage: Eukaryota; Metazoa; Arthropoda; Malacostraca; Decapoda; Palaemonidae
Exons: 2
Coding region: 1-324 (107 amino acids)
Source: RefSeq, a predicted model, not a curated record